AUGGAACUGCAACCAGCUGUUCACAUGCAACAGCACUUGAAUCACGGUCAUCAGUCGCAUCACAACGAUUUAAAUAUCUACCAGCAUCAAAUGACAAAUAUUAAUAACUCAAAUGGCGAGGAAAAGAAUAAAAAAAUUCCCUUAAAAAAGGAGCAGACGAAAGUCAAGAAAACGGAGUAA
This is a messenger RNA of Clunio marinus, 180 nucleotides long. Lineage: Eukaryota; Metazoa; Arthropoda; Insecta; Diptera; Chironomidae. The record is from the annotation of a GenBank genome assembly.